AACCGCGUCCUUGCCAACAUGGCGCGUCUGUUCUGUACACAUGUCUCUCUUCGGCGGAGGACCGCCGGUCUGUCAGUGACACCCGUCAUGCUCUCCUCCUGGUGCACGCUGGGCGCGUUCUCGCUGCUCGGCCUCCAGCUCUUCCUCCUUUACGGCGCCACCGUGGUCUCGGCCAGCAGAAAGUCCCCCGUUCAGCACAUGCUGCGCCUAAGCGGCCUGGGCAGCCGCCUCGUCGUCGAGAUCCCCGAGAUCCACUCGUGCGAGGUGGCCAACAACGCGAUCACCUUCGCGAACGUGCACAUGGGCAUGCUCAACAAGGUGGACUUCGUCGUCGACGCCGACCUCAACGUGUCGCGGGCGGCGAGCUCCCUGCGCGAGGUGGUCGUCGAGCUCCACAAGUGCCGCGACGCAGUCUCCGCCAACACCUGCGAGUACUUCCAGACGUGGCGCUUCAAGGACCGCCUCUGCGCCGAGUGGAACGACCCGACCAAGCCGUGGAACUCGGUGCUGGGCUCCAUCGAGCCCCGACUGGACUGCCCCAUCAAGCAGGGAGAGUACCACAUACGCAACGGCAGCCUGGACCUCAGGGCGCUGCAGGGGCUCCCCAUUCCUCUGGAGGGCAGCGUCUGGAAGGUGCGGGCCUCCACGAUGGAGGAAAACCACGAGGUGCACACGUGCACCGUGAUCCACAUGGAGCCGCACCGCGUCCGCGACUAGAAGCACGGGGGGAGGCCUCGUCGUCGGCGUCCAGCUCAGCGGCAUGGAGCCAUGCCGCGCCCCCAGUACGUGCCGCCCCGCUCGUCUCUUCGCGUCGCGCGCGCGUCACUGCCCUUUUUUUUUUAUUAUUAUUAUCAUAUUUAUAAAGCAAAAGCAAACAUGUUUUAAUAUAGAAGUGCCGCUGUGGCGGAACGUGCAAA
Frankliniella occidentalis (western flower thrips) is the source of this 917-nucleotide messenger RNA. RefSeq lists its product as uncharacterized. The transcript has 4 exons. Bases 19 to 717 code for a protein of 232 amino acids. The record is from RefSeq and is a predicted model, not a curated record. Lineage: Eukaryota; Metazoa; Arthropoda; Insecta; Thysanoptera; Thripidae.